Larimichthys crocea (large yellow croaker) is the source of this 1496-nucleotide messenger RNA. RefSeq names its product leucine rich repeat containing 58b (gene lrrc58b). The record is from RefSeq and is a predicted model, not a curated record. The transcript has 4 exons. Gene Ontology annotation, molecular function: protein binding. Bases 289 to 1347 code for a protein of 352 amino acids. NCBI's taxonomy places the organism in Eukaryota, Metazoa, Chordata, Actinopteri, Sciaenidae.
AAUGGAAAUAUCUCGCCUCAAAGAACGGCUGCAUUGUAGGACUCGGACACUGCAUUCAAUGUAGUGACAUGUAACGUUAGCUCAAUACUAAAUUAGUGACCUAGAUUUUUUGUUACUCCAGAGAUGUGUUUAAAUGUAGAAACCUUUCCCUUCUCCAUGUCGAAGGCGGACAGGUCCUGGAGCUAACUCGCGGUUUACGGGGGCGUUCAGCCUACAGCAGAAAAAAAAAAAAAAAACUUCUACAAGGACUUUGUUCAGAGUUUAAAUUCACGCUAAAAUCGCCUGAAAAUGGAGAUUCACGAAGGGGCAGCGGCGGCGGGGGAUAGCGUACUUGACUUUUCACGUUUGAGCCUCAACACUUUUAGCUUUGACACCAUCAGCGACGAGAGAAAACGGGAAACCAAACAACUCUACCUGAACUACAACCGGUUAGCCUCUCUCCCGUCGUCCGUCAGCGUUUUCUGCAACCUCGAGUUUCUGGACAUCAGCAACAACGGACUGUCGGCCAUCUGCGAGGACAUAACGCGGUUGAGCAGGCUGAAAACGCUCCUGGCCAAGAACAACCGUCUGGACGAGUUCUCGCUGCCCAAAGAGUUCGGCUCCCUGCAGCUGGAGGUGUUGAACUUUAGUGGGAACCGGUUCGAGGAGAUCCCGCUUCAGUGUACCAAACUGCUGCGUCUGCAGUCGCUUUCACUCGGCGGGAACAGACUGAAAAGUAUACCUGCAGAGAUAGAGAAUUUAACCAGUCUGGAGCUAUUGUAUCUGGGUGGGAACCUCAUCUCAGCCAUUCCUGCAGAAGUGGCGAACCUGCCUUACCUCAGCUAUCUGGUCCUAUGUGACAACCGCAUCCAAAGCGUCCCCCCGCAGCUCACCAGGCUCCACUCACUGAGAUCUCUAAGCCUCCACAACAACUUGCUCACUUACCUGCCGAGGGAGAUCCUCUGCCUGGUGCACCUGCAAGAGCUCAGUCUCCGUGGCAACCCGCUGGUGGUGCGUUUUGUCAAGGAGAUGACCUACGACCCCCCAUCGCUGCUCGAGCUGUCAGGACGUACCAUUAAGAGCCGAAAUAUUCCCUACCAGCCCCGAGACCUGCCCUCGAACCUGGUGCGAUACCUCGACCUGGCCAGCAAGUGCCCUAACCCCAAGUGUGCAGGCGUCUACUUCGAUUCAUGUGUGCGCCAGAUCAAAUUCGUGGACUUCUGUGGAAAGUACCGGCUGCCCCUCAUGCACUACCUGUGCUCCCCGGAGUGCACCUCUCCCUGCAACUCCAACCCGCAGAGCGACGCAGAGUCCGAGGACGAGAGCAGCGUGCCCGCUUACCGCCUGCAGAGGGUGCUUCUGGGAUAGUACAACAUGAAGGAGCCUCGGAGAUAAACUUGGCUGUCAGACUUCUACAGACAUAAACACACACACACACACACGCACCAACACUGAUAGUGUUUUACAGACGGUGGCUGUAUGUAACGCACAAAAUGUGGGAUGUCAGUCUCCUCCUA